Drosophila kikkawai is the source of this 736-nucleotide messenger RNA. RefSeq names its product tRNA splicing endonuclease subunit 15 (gene Tsen15). NCBI's taxonomy places the organism in Eukaryota, Metazoa, Arthropoda, Insecta, Diptera, Drosophilidae. Gene Ontology annotation, biological process: tRNA splicing, via endonucleolytic cleavage and ligation. The record is from RefSeq and is a predicted model, not a curated record. Gene Ontology annotation, molecular function: nucleic acid binding.
GCUUCACAACACUAAAAGAGUGGUUGGCAAAGCUUUUUUAUAAGCUUUUACAGGCUUUUGGUAGGUUGGCAGCCCCAGAAAACAGCUGUUUAAUUUGUUUCUCAGAACGUAUUUAGUUAAACAAACCAUUUGCAAGACCAUCUUAAGACCAAAUACCAAUUUAAGUUGUAUUUGCAAACAUAAACUAAUAAUAUAAUUCAUAAAAAUUGAAAUAACAACAUAUAAACACAAUUUAACAGCCAUGCUUUCACUCAAAGACUUUAAAACUGUGAGUCCCGAUCUUUUGAUGGCAACUAUGGGUUUUAAAAUCUACAAGGACUUGAAAAAUGACGAACCUGACGUGAACUUGCAGCCAAAAUAUGACGAACAUUUAAAUGCAUUUUAUUUACUGAAGGAAGAACUUACAGCCUAUGUGCCCAUACUUCACAGCAAACCGAUUGAUUUUCGCUUGAUUCAACGCCUGCAACAAAGGCUGGAAAAUACUGUCAUAUUCCUGGCCAUUGUGGACAAUACAGCCAACAUUUUGUACUACCAAAUGGGCAAGGGUUUCUGCGAGAAAACCAUAAGGAACAACAGCUAAUUAAUAGCAAUAGAUACAUUUAUUCAAAAUCAUAUCAAUAAUAUGUAUGUAUAGUAUAAGUUACAGUCACAACUUGAAGCUUAACAAAGUGACUGAUGUUAAAAUUAAAUCGACAAUAAUAAUCAUAAUAAUAAAAAUGACAAUAUAAGAUCUGCA